Trypanosoma conorhini is the source of this 738-nucleotide messenger RNA. RefSeq lists its product as uncharacterized. The record is from RefSeq and is a predicted model, not a curated record. Bases 1 to 738 code for a protein of 245 amino acids. Lineage: Eukaryota; Euglenozoa; Kinetoplastea; Trypanosomatida; Trypanosomatidae. The transcript has a single exon.
AUGCAAAGCGAGGGCGGCGGGAUGCGGUCCAACAGGGUGGAUGAGGCGCUGCAGCUGUUCGCGGCGCUGCAGGAGAAACUGCGGCUGGAGUCGCGCGAGGGCGACAUCAACCGGGUGGUGCGGGCGGCCAGCACAGAGCCGUCGCUGCGGCAGAGUGGCGGCGUGACGGGAGCCGCCGCACUGCCGCCGCCGCCGCCGCCGUCGACCUCCUCGUCGCGGCUUCGGCGGCCCGCCUCCGUGGCGGACUUGCAGCGAAAGCUGGAGGUGGCGGACGGCAUCAUGCGCCGGCUCCACGCAAAAAAUCAGCAGCUGCUGCAGCGCCUCGCCGCGGUGAGGCGGGCGGAGGAGGAGGCCACCGCGGGGGCCGUCGCGCAGCUGCGUGAGAGUCUGCAGCAGCGGGAGGAGGAGGUGCGACGGCUGCGGCACCGCCUCCGUGGGUCCGAAAAGCGGGCCGAGGGUUCCGGCAGGGGCGCUAGUGGCGGUGGUGCAGCUCUCACGCUGCUGAAGUUGCGUGUGAGGCAGAUGGAGGAGCAGUACAACCGCCUGCUGGAGACCCGGCUGACCGACGCCCUGGAGGAGAGGCCCGCCGAGAGAGUUGACGCCGAGCUGCGGGAACUCGUUGUGCUGCUGAAGAGCCGGCUCCUCGCCGACGCACGCCACCACGAGGCGGAGGUGCUGCUGCUGAAUGAGGCCCUCUUGGAGUCCGAGCGGCGCCUUGCCACCGCGCCGGGUGCGUAG